AUGGCAACCGCAUCACCAACACCCCGGACCCCGGGUCGGACUCAGCCUUCCGAAGAAGUCCCUCCUGUCGUCACCGACACCAAAGAUCAACGCAGAACCUCGUCGCUAGGUUUCCUCCGUCGCUCUAAGUCCAUAGAAAUCCUAGGUGAAAGGAGGUCAUCUGGCAGCAAAAACGGCAAGAAGAUGCCAAAGCCUCAGCCAACAGAGGACGACGCUCGCCGUCAGCGCGAAUCCAUGAUGUUUCAGCAACCACCCCGUCUUCCAGACCUCUCCCCGGCUCCGGUUCUUGAGACCUUUGGCGGCGAUGAGCGCCAGGACACUGUUGCUGCUCUCUCGAGACAGCCCGCCCCAUCUCAACAAGCCGUGCCCCGCAGCACGAUAAGCACGCCUGUUGCCCCAGAGCCCAACGACCCCUAUUCACGAGCAGAGAGUAUGACACACCGCGGGCGUUAUAGUUACGCGAGCAGUGCGGUCAGUACCGUCAACAACCCCCGUCGGCUGCGUCGGCGCAAGGACCCAACCCCAUACAAUGUGCUUGUUAUUGGCGCCAGUAACUCAGGCAAGACCUCAUUCCUCAAUUUCCUCAAGAGUUCUCUGGAAUUGCCGCCGCACAAGCACCCCUCUCGCCUCCCAGAGGAAGUUGUACACCAAGCUCGUCAAUCUCCCGCCAACGAAGGCUAUACCUCCCACUAUCUGGAAACAGAGAUCGAUGGUGAGCGGGUGGGUCUGACAUUGUGGGACUCCCAAGGACUGGAAAAGAAUAUCGUCGACAUCCAAUUACGCGGCGUGACGGGUUUCCUGGAGAGCAAAUUCGAGGAAACUCUGAGCGAGGAAAUGAAGGUUGUCCGCUCACCCGGAGCCCGAGACACUCAUAUCCAUUGCACUUUCUUGAUUCUGGACCCAGUGCGCUUGGAUCAGAACAUAGCGGCUGCCGAGCGGGCUGCACAGGGGACUCCGAGACCAACUGACACACCCGUCAUUGGAGUCCUCGACGAGCGCCUUGAUGUACAGGUUUUGCGGACCAUUGUAGGAAAGACCACCGUCGUCCCGGUCAUCAGCAAGGCCGAUACAAUCACCGCAGCCCACAUGGCCUAUCUAAGGAUGGCGGUCUGGGACAGCUUGAAGAAAGCCAAUAUCGAUCCUCUAGAGAUCCUUGCUUUAGAUGACCAAGAAGAUUACACGUCCUCCGAGAGCGACGAUGAGGACGAAGAGGCGCAAGGCCAAGAGGCGGACCAGCAGGAGGCCGGCGUCCCACGCUCGCCCUCCCAACGCAGUCAGAGCACGCGCAAGUCUUCUGCGUCCCAAGUUGCUGUCCAACACAUCCCUUUCACAACCCUAUCUCCGGACCCCCAUUCACUAAAAGCCGGCGACGAGCCCGUUGGACGCAAGUACCCGUGGGGCUUCGCUAAUCCAUAUGACCCCGAGCACUGCGAUUUCCUCAAACUCAAGGAGGCCGUCUUCACUGAGUGGCGGCCUGACCUUCGGGAAGCGAGCCGUGUGGUCUGGUACGAAAGGUGGAGAACUAGCCGGCUGAACCGUAAUGUUGCUACUGCUAGUGUUGCUCCCCAGAAGAAGCUAUUUACGGGUAGAACGGGUCCAGAUGUGCAGAGGGGCGGGUUGACUCACGGCCCAGCCGGUGGGAAUACCGGUGGAUAUUCGUUGCACACUGCCGCGCUGGGUGGGCCAGUGUUGUGCUCGCAAGGCUGCAGGCAGGAGAUUGCUCCUCAAUCCAUGUCACUCCACGUUGGCGACCCACGGUCGCGAGGCCGUUCCAAGUCUCCAAGCGGCCGUAUCCGCGAGCGUUCCAAAUCUCGCGACCCUCGCGUUCCCUCCGCCGCUGAAGCGACCGGCCAAAGUACUCAUAGGUACCUCGCCUCUGAGUUUGCGGAUGGGAAGCGACACUCUAGAUCCCGAAGCAGAGGCGCGAGUCCAGGGGGCCCUCAUCCAUCCAAUUUACGGUAUGGACCUACCGGUCCUGAGUUCCAAUCUGAUGGACGGGGACCCUACCUGCGAGCUGAACAUGGCCGCGAUUACUAUUACCAUUCCGAUUCGGGCGACAGCAAAGGAGCAAGACGCGAUAACAAGCAGUACCCCUCUUCACCUCACCGUCGAUCUGUGCACUACGACAGCUCUUCGGACCCCUCCUACUCAGAUUCGGACGAAGAUGGGCUGGCAUACGGUGAUCUUCCUGAAGACCCAGAGCGUAGCUUUUAUGGGUUUACAGGCAAUUCUCGUGCCCAAACUGCGGGUCGCGAUAGCGCCAUGAUGUCCGGGGCCCUGAACGGCCACGCAUCUGACAGUAAUAAGCCAUCGCGCUCUGCAGGUCCUCGGAAAGACGAAGUCACAGGUAGCCACCCCAGCUACGCGAAACCAGAGCCGUUCCAGUAUACGGCACAGACUCAGUUUGCUCACACCAGGCCCGGCUCGUCCCAGUACCCAGGUCAUCCUGCGUCAUCUGCUCAAUCCAACUGGGCGCCUAUCCCGGAAUGUGAGCAGCCGGGCUUUGUACCGCCGCAGUCGCAGGGGCAAGGCCAAACCAUGCCUGGGGCAUUUCCACUUCCUACCACCAGUCAUCCAGAUGUACCUGCGACAACCGCCGCAGCAGCCUUCUCCUCCACACGUUACGUGACGCCGGAGGGGCUGCAGAAUUCCUAUGCAUCGUGGAGUGGUCGCCCAGUUUCGAUGCCCGGUGGCAAUGCAUAUACUCCAGUGGCUUCAACCCAUCAGCGCACUGCUUCGAAUGACGCGGCCGCUAAAACACCAUACGCUGCCCCGCCUCAAUACCAAUAUGCACACAUUGAUCCCAAUGUCAAGUAUACUUCCAAGAGCGCAAAAGAGAGUCAACCCAAACCACUUUCACAUUCGGCAGCGCCGCAAUAUUCCACCAAGACUAAUGCUAGCCAAACGAAAGAGCCACAGUACGCUGAUGCCAAGUUUUCUGCUAAUCCCCAAUUCUCCAAGCCUUCAACGACCCGUUCGGACAGCGGACCUCAGUACGUCGAGAUCACGCCCGGGAACCGAGCCACAAGCCGUCCGCAUAGUCACUCCGUCUCUUCCGCCAACAACCUCUCGGUCGCUGGCCCUGACCCGAGCCAUCGGCCUGCCAGCCCCAUGCUAGAACCCUACAAAGGGACGUACCAGACUAUCUCUCCAAUGCCGUCACCUAUAGUCGUUGUUCCCAGACUGGAUGAUGAUAUAUCCGACAUGGAGCUUCUGGGAGAGGAGUCAGACGGGGGACUACGAGAGCACAGGCGAAAAAAAUCCAGGGAUGGGAAAGACCGCAAGGGACUGACUACCGACCGGGCGAAGAGGGAGAGCAGCCGCGUACGUUACGAGCAGCGGGGUUCCGCUGGGGAAGAGUCUCUCGUUGUGAUUACCCCCGGCAGCAGCCGCAAGCGUGUAACUUUCUACGAUGCGGAGCCGGACGCAAGGAUGCUUCAGGAAGCCCUGUCACACACACGUACCGACAACAAGGCUUUGAUUCGCGUGUUGCCGCAUUUAACCGGCGAGGAGGUCUUGGAGCUACGCAAGGAGUAUAAGAAGCACGUGAAGCUCCACGGGAAGGGUGUCAACAUAGCCAAGCAUAUCCGGCUAAAGCUGGCAAAUGGGGCGUUUGGCAAAGUGUGCUAUGCAACGGCGCUUGGCCGUUGGGAGUCGGAGGCGUUCUGGGCGAACUGCUAUUACCAGUCGAGCAACUCCCGGCGCGAACUUCUGAUCGAGUCUCUGUUCGGCCGCACCAACAGCGAGAUCCGCGAGAUCAAGGAGUGCUUCCGGGACUCCCGAUACCACAACAGCCUGGAGAAGUGUAUGAAGGCCGAGCUGAAUGCCGACAAGUUCCGCAUAGCGGUGCUCAUUGCCUUGGAAGAGAAUCGCCAGAGCGAGCGCGAUCCUAUCGACAUGCAUUUGGUGGAUCACGAUGUGGACGAGCUCCAUCGAGCUUUGGUCACGCCCCAUGGAGGCGAGACGGCGAUGAUUUGCAUCAUUGUCCGACGCAGCGAUUCGCACCUGCGGGAGGUGUUGCGUGCCUACGAGAAGAUGUAUGGCCACAAUUUUGCCAAGGCCAUGAUAGGCAAGUCUCAAAACCUCGUGGGCGAGACCCUCGCACACAUCCUCAACGGGGCCAUCAACCGGCCCAUGCGGGAUGCUCUGCUACUGCACCAAGCCCUUCGCGAGUCUCGGACGGGCAAGGAGCGGUCGGAGCUCCUGAUCUCGCGUCUGGUCCGGCUCCACUGGGAGCCGCGACACCUGGAGCGGGUGAAGAGCGACUUCCGGCGGCGCUACGGCCAGCGACUGGAAGAUGCGAUUGCGGAAGAGGUCCUGACCAGCAGUGGAGGCAGCGACUGGGGGGAAUUCUGCAUUGAGCUGGCCCGGGGCUCAAAAGCCCUGGCCAGCCGCAGCUGA
Aspergillus ibericus CBS 121593 is the source of this 4401-nucleotide messenger RNA. RefSeq names its product annexin ANXC4 (gene anxc4). Gene Ontology annotation, biological process: cytoskeleton-dependent cytokinesis. Lineage: Eukaryota; Fungi; Ascomycota; Eurotiomycetes; Eurotiales; Aspergillaceae. The transcript is spliced from 7 exons. The coding region runs from base 1 to 4401 and encodes 1466 amino acids. Gene Ontology annotation, cellular component: septin complex; cell division site; septin ring. The record is from RefSeq and is a predicted model, not a curated record. Gene Ontology annotation, molecular function: calcium-dependent phospholipid binding; GTP binding; calcium ion binding.